AUUUCUGGGUCAGCUGGUGCUGGCGUCAGGCGGAGGGAUGGGCUGGCUCAGCUCGACCCGGCAGGGCUUGUUUACUAUGGCUGAUGAUCUGGAGCAGCAGCCUCAAGGCUGGCUGAGCAGCUGGCUGCCCGCUUGGCGCCCCACUUCCAUGUCUCAGCUGAAGAAUGUGGAAGCCAGGAUCCUCCAGUGCCUCCAGAACAAGUUCCUGGCCCGAUAUGUGUCCCUCCCAAACCAGAACAAGAUCUGGACGGUGACAGUGAGCCCUGAGCUCAGGGACCGCACCCCCCUGGUGAUGGUGCAUGGCUUUGGGGGCGGCGUGGGCCUCUGGAUCCUCAACAUGGAUUCACUGAGCGCCCGCCGCACUCUGCACACCUUCGAUCUGCUCGGCUUCGGGCGAAGCUCUAGGCCAACGUUCCCGAGGGACCCAGAGGGGGCCGAGGACGAGUUUGUGACCUCUAUAGAGACGUGGCGGGAGACCAUGGGGAUCCCCAGUAUGAUCCUCCUGGGGCACAGUCUGGGAGGAUUCCUGGCCACUUCCUACUCCAUCAAGUACCCUGACAGAGUUAAACACCUCAUCCUGGUGGACCCAUGGGGCUUUCCCCUCCGACCAACUGACCCCAGUCAGAUCCGUGCACCCCCGACCUGGGUCAAGGCUGUGGCCUCUGUCCUAGGGCGUUCCAAUCCACUGGCUGUUCUUCGAGUAGCUGGGCCCUGGGGGCCCAGCCUGGUACAGCGAUUCCGACCAGACUUCAAACGCAAGUUUGCAGACUUCUUUGACGAUGAUACUAUAUCGGAGUAUAUCUACCACUGCAAUGCCCAGAAUCCCAGCGGGGAGACAGCAUUCAAAACCAUGAUGGAGUCCUUCGGCUGGGCCCGGCGACCCAUGUUAGAGCGAAUUCACUUGAUUCAAAAAGAAAUGCCCAUCACCAUGAUCUACGGGGCCAACACCUGGAUAGACACCAGCACGGGAAAAAAGGUGAAGCUGCAGCGGCCGGAUUCCUACGUCCGAGACAUGGAGAUCGAGGGCGCCUCACACCACGUGUACGCGGACCAGCCACACAUCUUCAACGCAGUGGUGGAGGAGAUCUGCGACUCGGUUGAUUGAGCUGCUCUCCCUAGAGGGCAAGGAGAAAGCCAGAGAUUCACUCUCACCUCCCUGUCUCCUUACUUACCCCUCUGUCCCUUCCUGACCAACUAACAUGUGCCAGCCAGGCAGAGUCUCGGGCUGUCCCCAGGGCAGGACCACAGAAGGAGAGCACUCCUCUCUACGCUAAGGGCUAGAGGCAAAAGCCACAAGUGGCCUUGAGCUCCCCACCCCAGGGAAGAGCAUAAAGGCUUGCAGAGUGCCACCCCAUUCUCUCCAUGCCGAGUGUUACCCAGGUGUGGUUAUGAAGGGUCACACCAAGCUGCGUCCCCCCUGUGCCAAAGGGAGGGCGGCCGCCUCCCCUGGGCGAAGGAGAGGCUCUCAGUGGCCUUUCCUGGCUCUGGAGUGUGUGUGGGGUAAGUUCCGUGCAGGAACAUCUUCCUCCCCCGUCACCCCCGGCCCCCCGGCCCAUGCCAGUUCUGUCCGGAGUCUGGUUGGGACUGGUUCCCACUUAAGUACCAAGAGCAGGUCCUGCAGCUCCCGUGACCUGAGAGGUCAUAUCCAAAGCCCUCAUUAACAGAGGAGGCCCAGGGCAGGGCAGGGCAUGGCUGGUCCAUGGUGAGACAGCUCUGUUCCAGGAGAGCUAGGGCUGGCACCCUGAGAGCUGGCAUGCUGAGAGCCAGUGCUCACAGCAGACUCUGUUUGCUAAGGUUUGAGGCAAGCACCAUUGCCAUGGGGCUGGUCCUGGCUGAGGAUAAGCCCAACCCAGCCCUGCAUUCCAGCCUCAUUGUACGGGGGUGCUGUUUGCCUGCCCUGUGUCUCAGCCCCAGCUGCCUAAGCUGGGAACAUUCAAGUGCUUCCUUUCUGCCCCCUCUUCCUCCCGCUGGGAGGCCUCUGGGCCUCCCUCUGUGCCUUGGGCCCUGAAGCCCCACCCAUAGUGUUGAGAAAGGUGGCCCCUGGUGGAGAGAAGGGAAAGGCCCUUCAACCCUGAGCCGUGUCUGGAUCCCCAUCCUCUCUAGUAUCCGCAGGGUUUUUCUACCUGCCCCCGGAGCUGAGGCUCACGUGAGCCUCCGCCCAGGGUCCAGUGGGGAGCCUCCAGCCGGCAGUUGCCUGUCCUCAUCAGCCACAGGAUGGUUCUCACUGCCUGGCCCUCCAUCCCUGCCACCUGUCCUUCUGGUCUCCAGCUCAUCAGCCCCCGACCCCCCGUCACUCUCUCCCAGCAGCUGGUUCCAGGUGCUGCUCCGAGGUUCUGGGCAGUAGGCUGGGCCUGGCCCCAGAACCAGGGCAGCUCUUGCCUACUCCUUCACUUUUGUAAAGCCAACCCUUUCACCAGAAUAGUAUUAACUCCUGGUGCUUUGUACUACUGGUCCAGCUGCCUUGGGCUCCUUUUCUAUAUUAAUAAAUAAAUGAGUCAAAACUG
Aethalodelphis obliquidens (Pacific white-sided dolphin) is the source of this 2504-nucleotide messenger RNA. It is a transcript of the gene ABHD4, whose product is annotated as abhydrolase domain containing 4, N-acyl phospholipase B. Bases 38 to 1105 code for a protein of 355 amino acids. Gene Ontology annotation, molecular function: phosphatidylcholine lysophospholipase A1 activity; lysophosphatidic acid acyltransferase activity. Gene Ontology annotation, biological process: phosphatidic acid biosynthetic process; lipid homeostasis. NCBI's taxonomy places the organism in Eukaryota, Metazoa, Chordata, Mammalia, Artiodactyla, Delphinidae. The transcript has 7 exons. Gene Ontology annotation, cellular component: lipid droplet; mitochondrion. The record is from RefSeq and is a predicted model, not a curated record.